CUAUUAUCGACUCUUUUAAAGAAGAGUUUGGCUGAUUGUGACAUUGAAUUUGAAAUGGAGACAAUGCAAAGAACAUUUCUUCGAGUUUUACAAAGAACUCGCAGUUGUAGAAAAAUGAGCCCCAACAUGUCCCAAACUCUGGGAUGUUCUUUGUAUGGAGAUGUAGUGAGUCCAAAGUUCUGUCCAUCAGCAGAAUUAAACACUUGGUCAGCCACACUAGUAUGGAGGAAAACGUUGCUCCAAUCAUUGCCUGCUGUUCAGAUUCAGAUGAAAAGAGAAAUGGCAGGUCACAAUAAAUUCUCCAACAUAAAACAUCGGAAAGAGGCGCAAGACAACAAGAAAGCAGCAUUAAUGAAUCAGUUUGUCAGGCUGGCCAAAACAGCUGUGAAAGAGGGAGGUUCAACUGAUCCAAAGCUAAACCUGAAGUUAGCACAAGUUCUAGAUGCUGUAAAGAAACAAAGUUUGAGUAUCGAUACAUUCAACAAGAUUUUGGAUAAGUUGAGCAAAAAAGGUUUGAACUCCAAGGAGCACAUGCUUGAGGUGGCAGGACCAGGGAGCUCCAUUUUCUUGGUACUUUUAGACUCGGACAACGUUACGCUUGCCAGAUCAGACCUGAAAUCGGCUCUUAAAAAACUUCCCAUAAAAAUCCAGAACACUGUUACUUCUCUACACUUCUUCAAACAACAGGGAAUUGUCUAUGUGACCCCUGACCCCAACCGUCCGAACCUUGACCUUGAGGAAGUUGCCAUUGAAUGUGAAGCUGAGGAUGUUGUCGUGGAAACUAAUGAGGAGGGUCACAAAGUGAUCAAAUUUCUCUGUGACCCCACUCAGCUGAUGGAGGUGAAAUCAUUAUUAGAAAAACAGAAUUUAACAGUGGAGUCACUCUACGAGGAUUUCAGUCCGCUCAUGCCAGUCACACCCACGGAGGCGGAGCAAGAGGAGAUCGAUGUUAUCAUAGAGAGGCUUGAGGGCGUGGAAAACUUUGUACAGAUGUACUCCAAUGUCCAGUCUUGAAAAUAGGAACUUGGAUUAUAAAUACACGUUUUUAUUUUAGAGAUUUAAUCGUCUCUAUAGACAUGGAUUGGGUGAUGUUGUCAGGAACCGAUACAAUACUUUUGAGCGAUCUUGUGCUUGUAUUUACAAUUGUUUAGGAUUGUUGUGUUAAGCAUUGUAAACAUCAACAUUACUAAGGAAUCUGUGUGAUGCAUGAAUUUAAAACAGUAUGAGGAAACAUUGUCAAUAUUUAUUGAUAUAAGUUAUAAUACAAAUUGACUAAAGAAAUAGGGAAAUGAAUUGUCCAUUUGUAAAGUUACACUUGUAAGUAAGUGUUGAAUGAACUUCCUCAAAAUGUUUGUGAUACAAAAAGAAAACAAAGAAAUAAAAAACUUAUUUAAGAUUA
Molecule: messenger RNA, 1399 nt
Organism: Ostrea edulis (European flat oyster)
Lineage: Eukaryota; Metazoa; Mollusca; Bivalvia; Ostreida; Ostreidae
Product: probable transcriptional regulatory protein TC_0742
Exons: 6
Coding region: 55-1014 (319 amino acids)
Cellular component (GO): mitochondrion
Source: RefSeq, a predicted model, not a curated record